AUGCUUGGUGACUGGUCAUGUCGCCAUGUUGAAAAUAAGGCUGGCCGGCUUCCCUUCCUUGGAAGAUACCAUCAGGCUCCAAGAUGCUUGGAGGAUGACUAUGAAGUCACAAACACUGUGCUUGGGACUGGCGCAAGCGGAGAUGUUCUCUUGGGGAAGUGUCGUGUGCAGCCUUCUCGACAAGUGGCAAUCAAAACCGCUAGCCUAAAUGGAAUUCUACCUGACAAACUUGAGGAUCUCAAGUCAGAGCUGAAGAUCCUUCUUUGCCUGGAUCACCCACAUGUGGUCCGCCUUCUAGACGUGUAUGUGAGUGACGACAAACUGGACAUAGUCAUGGAGUGUAUGCAAGGAGGUGAGCUCAAACGGUCCAGAACGAGACCUCAGAUGGAUGAAGAAGAGGCAGCGCGCCUUCUUCGCCAGAUGCUAUUGGCUUUGAGCUAUAUGCAUAGUCAUGGUGUCAUUCAUCGGGACCUGAAACUCAGCAACUUCAUGUACAGUCGAGACAGGCAAGUCUUGAAGCUGAUCGAUUUUGGAUUGAGCAAGUUCUACAAUCGCCCAGCUGUGGCUUGGCAACAUCCAGUGAUGCGCACCUGCUGCGGGACGCUGGGAUAUGUUGCGCCGGAAGUUUUUGAUGCUGCUUACACCAGUCAGUGCGACUUGUGGAGCUUGGGCGUGAUCGUGUAUUUGCUAUUGUCAGGGGAAAUGCCCUUUGUUGACACGAAUGAAGAUGUGCUGAUCGCCAAGACGCAGCAGGGAGAGUAUUCAAUGAACCCAGAUAUUUGGAUGGGUUUGUCCUUGGAAGCUACUGAUUUUACCCAGGCGCUCUUGAGAGUGGACCCUGAGAAGCGAAUGACUGCAGAGGAGGCGUUGCGGCAUCCCUGGCUCAAGGCCUCUCUUCCUCCAACAGUCAAGGAUGUGUCCCAGUCAAUCCUCGAGGAUUUGGGUCACUUUGCGGAGCAGACACCCUUGCGCCGGUGCUUUAGGCGGUUGAUGGCCAUUGGCUUGGAUGAUGAACAAACGCAUGAGCUGCGAGAGGCCUUUCUGGAUAUGGACAUUCAUCAUCGUGGGAAGAUUACAGCUGCAGAGUUGGAAAAGAUGCUGACUCAAAAGCUUGAGUGGGAUCCAGAUAAAGCCAAAGAUGCCACAAGAGCAUUGGAUUUCACUGGAGAUGAUUCCGUUCAUUUUUCCGAAUUUUUGGCAGCGACUUAUCCAACCUAUAAAUCAGAGGAUUCUCUCUUGAGAGCAACAUUUAGGAGGCUUGACCGUGAGGCCAAAGGGCACAUCAGCAUUGAUGACAUUCAUGCGUUGGCCGGCUGGAGAGAGCUAAGAGCUGAUCCAGCAGGAAGGCUGCUGGAGUGGCUUCAAGCGUCAGGAGGCCGCCGCAUUCAUUUUCCGCAGUUCAAAGCAUACCUGCAUGGUGAGCCGGAUUUUCCUCAAACCCCAGUGAAGAGUUGCUGCUGUGUACAAUGA
Durusdinium trenchii is the source of this 1470-nucleotide messenger RNA. NCBI's taxonomy places the organism in Eukaryota, Dinophyceae, Suessiales, Symbiodiniaceae. The record is from the annotation of a GenBank genome assembly.